This is a messenger RNA of Mercenaria mercenaria, 14205 nucleotides long. RefSeq names its product fibrocystin-L-like. NCBI's taxonomy places the organism in Eukaryota, Metazoa, Mollusca, Bivalvia, Venerida, Veneridae. The coding region runs from base 226 to 12588 and encodes 4120 amino acids. The transcript has 51 exons. The record is from RefSeq and is a predicted model, not a curated record.
UAAUUAUAUCAAGGAAAACGUUAAAAUGCCUCGGUGUAUCGUAAAGGGGUGCGGGAGUGUUUCAGCACGCCUGAUCUAAAAACUCAUACCUUUCCAAGUUGUAAAUCAGACAUGACUUUGAGAAAGAAAUGGCUUAGCAAUGCUGGCAGAUUAGAUUUGCUCUUCAAAACUUCGCGAAGUUUGAUAUGUCAUAAACAUUUUAACAGCAGAUGAUACCAGAAAAACAUGAGAGCUGAAAUGCUGGAAGGAAAGUUGCAAUACGACCUAAUCCCAGGUUCGGUACUAACCGUUUUUCAGACUGCAAGGCAGGAUGACGCAGAAAACAUCCCUCCAGCAGAGAUUGAACAGUCAUGUUCCAUGAAUGUGCUAAGUCAGCAGACACAGCAGUACGGUUCUUCACAACGAAUCCUUCCAUUAGUGCCUUGUCUUAAAGAUGUUGUCAGUGAUCACAAAGGUGUGCUUGAAGAAGAAGAUUUGUCUGUACUGGUUGAUUUGAGUAGCCAUAAAUCAAGUGUUGAUGGGAUAAAGGACACUACAAACACAGUUGGUAGGAAGAAUGUGAAACAUGGUCGUGUGCUUGGUGACAUCAGCAAUACAGUGUGUUUAAAGCUAAAGUUUGAUGAAGUAUUCAAAGUUGUCCUACCGACUGAGGAUGACAGAAAUGCAUUCGAACAAGAAUUGUUGACAGACUAUGCCAACUCAUGGCCAGACGUACAACUUAAUGAGGGAAAUGUGUAUGAAGGUAGUAUUGUUGUUGAGUUUGUUAUUGCCGGCUCCGUAGCGGAUUUGAAUUCAACUGUUUACGAAAUUUGUGAUGAUAUCUACAACGGAACACAGUACAUCUACAACAACUUUACAUUGACGAUGUCAUCUUACAUGCAGUUAAAUAACACUGCAUUCUAUGGUGUGAAAUGUGGCGAUAUAGUAAGUCAUCUUACAUUGCACUCUCCUCGCCAAGAUGAUGGUCAAGAGUUAUCUGUUGAAGACGUCCUUAAUGAUGAAGAACCAUCCUGGGAUCUAAAGUUUGAUGAAGUAUUCAAAGUUGUCCUACCGACUGAGGAUGACAGAAAUGCAUUCGAACAAGAAUUGUUGACAGACUAUGCCAACUCAUGGCCAGACGUACAACUUAAUGAGGGAAAUGUGUAUGAAGGUAGUAUUGUUGUUGAGUUUGUUAUUGCCGGCUCCGUAGCGGAUGUGAAUUCAGCCGUUUACGAAAUCUGUGAUGAUAUCUACAACGGAACACAGUACAUCUACAACAACUUUACAUUGACGAUGUCAUCUUACAUGCAGUUAAAUAACACUGCAUUCUAUGGUGUGAAAUGUGGCGAUAUACCCGAUGACAAGAAGAACGAAGAUACUGCGAUGACAGUUUUGCUUCUUAUUUUGAUCGCAUCCGCCUUUAGUUUUAUUCUUUUGAUUGUUGUUAUUGUUGUGGUCAUCUGGAGAUGUAAAAUAACACCAAAACUAAAGGUUCACGCAUUGCACUCUCCUCGCCAAGAUGAUGGUCAAGAGUUAUCUGUUGAAGACGUCCUUAAUGAUGAAGAACCAUCCUGGGAUGUAAGGAAAGGCCCAAAGACUCAAACUGAAGCUGCUUUUGGCAUGGGAACAACCGUCACCUCAGUCCGGCCUACGUACGGAAGUAUUGGAGGAGGGACUUUGAUUACCAUCACUGGAUCUGGUUUUUCAAAGAACCAGUUCAGUCUCAGUGAUGACCCUAAUGUUGGAAAUCGGGUGUACCUGGUCAGCAACGCUGGAAGCCAGUACAGUUGUCCUGUGAUUAAGGAAAGUUCUUCUGAAUCUGUAAUAGUUUGCUACACAACUGGGUAUGGCUUUGGAUUGGAUCACGAUGAUAGUGACUAUGGUUUCAUAAAAUGCAAAACUAAAGGCACUUCCGUUGAAAUCACGGGUUUAAGUCACACUAAAGGUAGCACGGCUGGAGGCUUAUCACUAACCAUCUAUGGCAAAUACUUCGACGAUACAGCUCCGUACACUAAACCAAACGCGUAUGUGGGAGAUACGGUUUGCGAAAUCACGAAUGUUGUGCGGGAUGUCUCUGUAGAAUGCAUCGUGGACGCUGAUCCACUUGAUUAUGGGCCGAAGUUUGCAGGCGGUAGAGGAGUCAACUUUGAACUGUGGACACCCAUACCAAACGCUUACAAAGGCUUGGAUAGCAUCAUAGCGCUAAAGGAUUCAUAUCCAGGAUAUCGGUUUGAAAUUCUGGAUGAGACUUAUUUCAGUAACAAUUCCUUUGAAGCGUUGGUCAGCAGGAUGACAACAUUUUUCACUCCGCCACAUACCGGAGAAUACCAAUUCUCUUUAUUUGCAUGGGAACAGGCAAAGCUAUUUGUCGAUGGGAUUUCAAAGAUCAACUCUUCACAUUCAUGGAAGGAUUCAGAUAGAAUGACCCUGGACAAAGAUAAAAAAUACCUACUAGAAAUUUUGCACUAUGCAAAUUCAAAUCCGGUGAUUCACCUGAAAGUGAAAUAUUUUGGUACUCUCCUUACAAAUGCGUUGAUAGAAAAGGCCAAACAAGAGGAACAAAUUAUUGAAAUAGAAUCUGAAAUAAGUAAUGAAGUUCAGCGACUAGAGUUUAAACACUUUACUGGAGGUCGGUCAUAUGUUUCUGAAACUCAAACUGUUGAUAUAGAAACAAGCGGUGAAUUUAGAUUUGGAUUAUACGGAGUUUAUACAGGCGAUUUCCCGGAUAUUGACGUUGUGAAAGUUAAAUAUGGUUUUCCAGUAUCGUACAAUGUUACUGAGGAUACACGCGGAAUUCCAGACAUAGAUACUGUAGUCCUUGAGCUAGAUGGAGUUGUUUCCGAACCUUUCUCUGUCGCGUCUCUAACUGCUGGAGAAAUUGACCUCAAAGAUAACGUUCUCGGAACACUUGAUGCAAAAUGUCCACAUUCAUUUGAAACGUCAGACAUGAUUACAUACUAUGAGAGUUUCGAGACAGACUCUGCCUGGUUUAGCAGAUAUCGUGUACGGAGCCCCGAUGCCUUUUGCGGGAAACAUGUUCUCAAAAAUCCAAUGUAUGUGUAUAAAAGAAAAGAAGAUGAGGAUAUAUUUCUCACAUACGAUGGAAUGGAUGAUGAAAUGGCAAAUGUUUCGAAAAUAUCUAAGGAAUAUCUCUUUGAAGAUGGAGAACAGACAGCUGUUGUUGUCGUUAAAAGAUUGACAGAAGCCUCACCACCUAUAUCUGGAUCAGUAGAUUUGACAUUUAAUGGAAAUGAAAAAUAUGGAGCCUUUGCUUUGGAAACAACUGUAUCAAUAUACGGAACUGGAUUUAGUGCAAUCGUCAGGGCGAAUAAUGUGACUGUAGGUGGCAUUGAGUGCGAUGUCACGGCUGCGGAAUAUUCCAAAAUUACAUGUGAUAUUGGUAAUAGCCCUGCAGGCACAUUCCCUGUACUCGUGAAAGUAGAAGAUAAAGGUUAUGCAAGUGGAAAAGUUUACUUCACCUAUACAGCUGACAUGUUAUCCAUUUUCCCAACAUCUGGAGGCAUAGGAGGAGGCGUUAGACUUACGAUCGAUGGAUUUGGUUUUAGGGCGGACGUAAACGUAUCCAUUAACAAACAGGGAUGUGAUAUAAUAAGUGCACAGACAACUGAAAUUCAGUGCAUUGUCCCAUAUAGCGGCAUGAAUGGAACAUUUGAAUUAGAAAUGUAUCAAGAGUCAUCUGUGCUGACCCAUUUUGGAUAUACAUAUGCCUUUGAUUUGACUGCAAUGGUUGACAGCGUGUCACCACAAACGAUUGGCAUUGGAGGUGAUUCACUGAUAAUUACUGGAUUCUCAUUUACAUCUAACCCUGGUACUGUGUCUAUUGGAAAUGAGGAAGUAACAAUUAUUUCUUGGUCUGACACAGAAAUUGAAAUAUCAGUGUCCAACAUUGAUCCAGGUGUUCAUGAAUUAAUGAUAGAGACUGCUGCAGGAUUUGCCGUAAACUCUACAAAUCUACUGCUUCCAACUGUAAAUGUUGAAAUGAGUAUAACCAGUGUAAACCCGUGCCAAGGAUCAGUAUUUGGUGGAACUCAGCUUACCAUAAAAGGGCAAGGGUUUGGUAUUAAUGUUGAUGUUGUGAAAGUCAAAGUAGGAAACAUUGCUUGUCCUAUUGACACACUUAGCGACACACAAGCUACGUGUACUGUAGGCGACACUGGAAGUGUUCAUCUUGUGACAAACAAAGGUGUUGAUCGUGCAUUUGGUGACUACUAUGCGUAUGAUAAGCCUUAUAUUGUUAUAAAGGAAGGGGAUUAUGUGCAGUGGUCAUGGGAAACUCCUGAGUUCGUCAUUGGUAUUGCACACUCCAUCAUUGAAGUAGACAGUCCGAAUUCCUUUGAACAGUCACUUGGUGGAUUUAACAGCGGGAAACCAAGUCGAAACGGUGGUCCGUUAGAUGGAGCGAAUGAAACACUAUGCGUAUCCGAUUCAAGAAUUACAGACGAUGAUGAUGAAACACAAACUCUUGAAGAAACCUCUUACAAUUUCCAGUUUAAGUUUUGUCAAUACGAAACGCCAGUUGUCAACAUGUUAAGUACCAAUAACGGGACAAUACAGACAAACAUCAUAAUAGCAGGUGAAGGUUUUGCAGCAACGAAUGAAAAAAAUGAAGUUUAUUUUGACAUUUUUGAAUGUAAAAUAACCACAUCAAAAGAUAAUUUUAUAAUUUGCAACCUUCUGAGAACGUUAGAACCACCAUCUGGUGUUCUACAUCAGUUAAAGGUUAACGUUUACAACAGAGGUUUAGCUCGGAUUAACAUUCGCGAUGCGGUUGAUCGGGGAUUUGCUCUUCUUCCAAACAUUGAAGAAAUAAAGCCUCUAAACGGGUCAUUAGCUGGUGGUACAAAAUUAACUAUUAAAGGUUUCGGUUUCGGACAAUUCCCACUGGUGAUGGUUGGUGGAUACGUUUGUGACGUGAUUGAAUCAUCUUUUACCAAUAUUCUGUGUUAUUCGCCACCGUCUAAUACCGAAGAUUCAAAAGCCGUCGAGGUGUUUACAUUUGUAAAUAACAGUCCACUUCAGGCUGAAUGCGAAUUGGAAUCUACUUCGUCCUGUCUUUUCUCAUAUAAAGAUAUACUAACACCUAGAGUGUAUGCUAUAAAUCCGACAACAAUGUCCGAAGUAACUGAAUUUUACAUUAAUGGAACUUUGCUUGGAAAUAUUACAUCAGAUGUUGAGGUUACUUUUAGUGGGAUAUCGGCAGACGUGAUUGAGGCUGGCAACACCUACUUACUAGUUGUCAUAAAUAGCAUACAAGUGGGGCCAAACGAAAUUGUUGUAAGAAUUAACGGUUUAGGUAAAGCAGUGGGCUCUUUGAUUGUAAACGGACUUUUAUCUAUCAGCAAGGUGCAACCUUUAUCUGGUAGUAUUUACGGUGGAACAGUUCUCAAUAUUGAAGGGAAUGGUUUUACCGUAAAUUACACCACUGUUUUAGUUGGCUUUGUCCCUUGUGAUAUUGAAUCUAUUAUACCCUCAAACGUUAUUUGUGUAACGCGUCCUAACAAUGCAGGUACAUUAAACGUUGUUAUGAAUUCGGCUGGAUUUUCUGCAUCGUAUGGAACAUACUCUUAUGCAAAUGAUUCGACACCUGCCGUUGUUGCUGUUGAACCAAAGUCCGGCUAUCCUGGGGAUAUACUUACAAUAUAUGGCUCACAUCUGAGUGGCACUUACGUGACAGUUUUCAUCGGUCAGUCAAUAUGCGACUUUAUCUCCGGUGAAGACGUUCAACUAUCGUGUACUGUUGGAAUGCAUCCGACGGGUCAAGCUCCAGUGUUGGUCAAAGUUACUAAUCUUGGAAUAUCAAACACGGAUGUAUUCUUUGAGUAUGGGCUCAGUAUUUUGAGCAUUGCUCCUUCACAGGGUAAGCUUAUUUUUGAUGAGAAAGAUUUAGAACUGCAGUCCAACAUCAUCCUGAUAACAGAUGGUGGAGUGUUACAAAUUGGUACAGAGGACCAGCCUUUCAAGAACAAAGCUAAAGUAACGCUUCAUGGUCACUUAAGAAGUAAAGAACUUCCAAUCUACGGCACUAAAGUACUAGCUGUAAGAAAUGGAACUUUAGAUAUGCAUGGAUGCCCUGUGCCCAUCACAUGGACACGUCUAUCUACAACUGCAUCAGAAGGUGACAAUAUGCUACAUUUGGUAGAUCCUGUGGAUUGGCAUACUGGAGAUGAAAUUGCUAUUUCUAGUUCUGGUCACCAUAAGUCACAGACUGAAAACGAAAAGAAGAUUAUAACUGAAAUAUCUGAGGACAAGAGGACAGUAACUUUAGAUUCGCCUCUUCGUGCAAAACACAUCGGUGCUGAAGAAAACUUCAAUACCACUCUAGUUCAGAUAAGAGCCGAAGUUGGGCUUUUGACUCAUAACAUUGUUGUUAGAGGCAACAAUAAUUCGCAGUGGACUGGAGAAGCAAAUAAGUGCAUGCCAGGAGAACAUAUUGAUGUGUUCCAAACCCAGACAUGUUUCCAUGGAAGAGUCGAAGAUGUAACAGGAAGUAGUCAAUUCGGAGCGACUAUUAUUGUUCAUACAGAGUAUAACUCACUUUUGGCUCGAGUUCGAAUAUCAUAUACUGAAAUAACAUUUGCUGGACAAGCAAAUAGACAAGGUAGACAUCCAGUAUUUUUCCACUUAAAUGGUAAGAUGUCCACAAGUUACUUGAGAGGGUGCAGUGUGCAUGAAACAUUCAACAGGGCAAUAAACAUUCAAGGUUCAAACAAUUUAGUUGUCGAGAAAACUGUUAUUUAUAACGUUUUGGGAGGGGGAAUUUUCUUAGAAGACGGUACCGAGACAGGAAAUAUCUUACAGUACAACUUAGCAAUACUUGUUAGAGGUAGUGCAUGCUUUUUUCAAGACGAUAUCACCCCAGCCUCAUUCUGGAUAACAAAUCCGGACAACAUUUUACAACAUAAUGCCGCGGCUGGUGGGACUCAUUAUGGUUAUACAUACAGAAUUAAACCAUAUUCAACUGGACCUUCUUCUACAAACUCAGUUAAUCCAUCACAAGUUCCAUUAACAGUUUUUAGAAAUAACUCUGCACACUCAUUUGGAAAGUAUGGUCUUUGGAUAUUUAAAGAUUACUUUCCUAGAAAUGCAGGUGUAGUGCCAGCGCGUGUAGAAAAUUUUUUUGCAUGGAAUAAUGAAAUCGGCAUCCAGGUAGUCAACUCUUGGCCAAUGCAUUUUAUAAACAUUGCUCUUGUACAAAACAAAGUAGCUGGUUACGAGAGCAGAAUGUUUUAUGACGUGCCCGGUUACGAAGAAGAUUCGCCCAUACUCAAACACAGCUUGAUUGCCGGAACAACACGUGUCUUACCAAGUGCGGUACAAGGUUGUACUAGAGCCGGUUCGAUCUUGCCACACGGUAGAGGUUUCAGGAUCUCAAAUGUAACAUUUAUAAAUUUUGUUAACUCUAGUUGUGCAGCAUUACGAUGGGCAAAACUAAGAGAAUGUUCAUGGAUGUGCGGGGGUUAUACAUACUACACUGAUGACCUUAAAUUUAUCGAUGCUCCCAAUAAAGUGUCAUUUGAAUGGGAAUGGGAAGCUGUUAUCUUUGACAUGGAUGGAACAGCCACAGGAAAAUCUGCAAAUUGGACAAUCUUGCCUGCGUCUGGAAGUCUUCCAUAUGACUGUGAAUUAUCACCUGACUUUAGCGCUGGAAUUCAUGCUAGCAUGUGCCCUCCUCAACAUAAAUGGCACAGAUUUUCUUUUAGUAGUAGUGCUCGUUUGAGAGGAAAUAAUUUUAUCAUCGCCAAUGAAUAUGGAAAUAGCUCCGUCCGAUACGCAAAAUAUCGAUUAACUCACGAUUAUGGCUGGACGUGCGCUUUACUUGAUGGAAGUACGUAUGAGAUUCACUUCGAGCCUGAGGAAAGACGAAAUAAUCUUAGUUUCUCAGGAAUGCUGUAUGAUUUUAAGUUUGCGGAAUACAUCAUCUAUAACAUCAAGGUGAAUGAUCUUCCUGAUAAAUUCUCAGUUAACAAUAUAGAAACCAAUAUGACUGUUGAUACCAUCAACAUAACGGUUGCUGAGACAGGCGAUUGGAUGUGGAAUAAUAUGGACAAAGAAAUAACAUUCCCGGUAAAAGCUAGCCGGACAAACUUAGAAAGAUCAUAUGAUAUACCAUUCUCUUUACAUGUCUUGAAAUGUCUCUUCAAAGACUGCAUUCCACCGCCAGACCCAAACACCGUCGCUCCUGACAACAGUAGGCCUUUUAGUUUCCAGUAUUGGCAUGAUAGAACAAUAUGGAAUCUUACAUCAGAUGGCUAUAUUACCAACGUUGGUGAAAUAGGAACAGAAAUACCACAAGACUAUGAUGAUGUCAGAAUAUUAUUUAAUACUUGGGUGGUAGUAAACAAAACAGAAGUUAACAAACUGGGUACACUACUACUGGAAGGAGUGCUCGAAUUUUCAGACAUUCCAGGCGCUGUCUUUAACAUCGAAGCGGAUUUCAUAAUAAUUAAAGGAGGACGGUUGAUAAUGGGAUGGCUACAUGAUCCAUUCGAUGCACUUGCAAGAAUAACCCUUCGAGGAAAUAAAUCGUCAUUACGUUUUGAUCUAGGAGAUGGACAUGAAAUCGGACCUAAAUCCAUUGGAGUGUUUGGUGGGUUAGACCUCAUCGGACAGGAUGUAGGAAUAACAUGGACUGAACUUGCCGCCACAGUACAUAAAGGGUCGAGACAAAUAAAGCUGAAAGACCCUGUCCAAUGGGCAACUGGAAAUGAGAUUGUUAUUGGUCAUACCAGCUUUGAUCCACACCAAAUUGAGACUUUGAGAAUUGUUUCUGUUGACCAGGACAAUGUUACUUUAACACUUAAUGACUCGUUACGUUAUAAACAUAUUGUGCAUGCCGAAAUUCUUUCUGAUGGAAGAAAUGUUUCACUUGGAGCAUCUGUUGGACUUCUUACAAGAAACAUAAAAAUCAUGGCUAAAGAUGACAAAACAACGUAUGAAGAAUCAUUUGGAGCUCGGGUGUACGUUGGAAAUAUAGUUCAUACAGGACGACCAUAUACGGGAUAUGCACGACUUAAAAACGUUGAAUUUUACCAUACCGGUCAAAGUGACGGCAUAAAUUAUGAAAGGUUUUCCCUAUCGUUUGUUAACGUCGGAAAAGUGAACUAUGUGAAACCUUCCAUUGUCACAAAAUGCUCUUUCCGUAAUGGAUUUCAUACAGCUGUUGGUGCGCUUGGAAUUGAAAAUCUUGAUGUUUCCAGCAACAUUAUAGUUAACCAUUUCGGACACGGUAUAAUGACCGACUCUUUUGAAAUCCGUAUUGUCAAUAACUUAAUCAUAGCGCCUAAACAGAAUGGCAUCGAAGCUGCUGGACCAACACACCUUUUCUUACAGAAUAACAUGGUCAUGGGAUCAGGAAAGAUUGGUUAUCAUAUACCGGCUGAAAAAAUCUAUGAAAGGAAAUAUUUUGAUAACAAAAUGUAUUGUAACGUCAUCGGUGGCCUUUUUAGCGGUGAUACUACCGACGCUAGAAUAAGCGGAUUUACCAGUUGGAAAAAUCUUGACAUUGGGCUUUAUUACAUAGGGAGAGCUAAUGUUGUAAUUGAACAAAAUAUACUUAUUGAAAAUCAAAUUGGUCUUGGUGUUGUCUUGAGCCAAGAUCAAGUAGACAAAGAUAGAUUUGUUCAUCUGAAAAAUACAACUUUCAUUGGACAAACAACGUCAUUUGAUUGUUUAAAUGAUAAAGUCUCACCAGGAAUGAGGAAUCAUAUUUCGACGACUAUAUUUAGUCCUAGACUAUUUAGUUCACAUGGGAUGUUCGGAUUAGCAUUUCCUCACUUUAGUUCUAUUGGUGGCAUCACAAGAAUGACAGACGUCACAUUUUCUAAAUAUAGCACAACACUUUGUAAAAAUAACUAUGUCUUAACAACAAACAUACCGCGGUAUCACGUUCAAGGUCCAAUAGAUUCUGAAGAUGUCACACUUAAUGAUGUCGAUCAUUCUAACAAAGUCAUUGUCCAAAGAGCAGAUGAUGACAUUACAGAUUAUUGCAUUAAUGUUAAUUGCGAUUCAUUCAAAUACGUUGUGUUACGAGAUUUAGAUGGCUCAUUCCUCGGCCACAUAGGCACCGUUGUUCCCGAAUCUGAGUAUGGUAGGAUUGACGAAUGUAGGGUUCCAAAGGAAAUGGUCACCAUGAUAAACGGUACAAGGAUUCCGUUUGAACAGAUUGCUCCAAAGACAGGAGUAGUUCGCAACGAUAAUUGUAUAUAUCGUGAAACCUGGCAAGCGUACCAGUGUUUUAGUGAUCUAAACUAUAUAUUCAUGAAAAUAAAAAACAUGGACCGAGAUGCAAGGUAUCGCCAGAUUUCUCCAAUUGCUAUCCUUAGUGAUGGCUACUUAGACAUGAUAGACGUACCUCAGGAUCACAUCAGAUGUAAAGUCUAUACAUGCAAGCAGAGAAAGUCUUCAUUCAUAACGAUGGUUGCCACAGGUUAUAACUAUCUCAUGCAUUUCACGGGAACAACUCCUAGACACUUGCGUUAUAGAUUUGUAAAUGCAAAUUCCGACGAAGGUAUCAAAUUGACUGUUUGGUAUUCUAGACCAAAUAGGCUUGACGUUUUUGUCGACGACCAGUUCGAAAUUGCAACUAAUGCUAGAAUUGACGAUAUUGGUAGAUAUAUCAUAAGCAUGCCAAAGAGUAAUGAAUAUGAACCACAGAUCACAGAUGUAGCUGGAACGAAUUUUUACGACAGAAAUCGUGGUGAAAUUACACUUAUCGUGAAAGGAUCUGCCAAAAUUGACGUUAAGACACAGGAAACCAUCAUUGUAUCAUUUGGAUUUCCAGCACUUACUGUUGAAGAAUUCUAUGGCGACAAAAUAAUUGAAAUUCUUGCAGCCUUCUUAGACAUCCCGUUGACAAAGAUCAGAAUUGUAAAUAUUGUCAGUGAGCAAACAAGAAGACGCAAAAAGAGAGCAGAUUCUCAAAUGAUAAUGGAGGUUGAAAUAGGAGAUGAGCCUGUUGAAGAAAUAAAUUCAACUUUGUCUGACACACUUGAAUCCUCUGAACUUGUCAGUCUUGCUUCAAAAAUUGUCAAUGAAUGUCAGUUUGGGAAUAUGACAGAUGUAUUGAAUGUUAUAACUGACUGUGAGACCAUAGAAAUACAGACAGAUGAUACGGAUACUGGAUUCAUGAUUUACGAUAUAGUCCGUCCGAAGUAUCUAUUUUUAUACGAAGAACCUGAGGCAGAUUUUGAAGGGGGUAUUCUGCAGAAACAACCGAAGAUCAGAGCGGCUGAUGUUAAUAGCAAUCCCGUCUAUCAACUUGGAACCCUAGAAAAUCCAUGGGAGAUAACAGUAACUUUGAGAGACGAAGGCACUGGAGAGAAUUCUGCAUAUCUGAGUGGCAACCUUUCUGUCAAUUCAUCAGACGGUUGGUUCAACUUUUCUGAUCUCGCCAUUUCUGCUGUAGGAAGCAACUACAUUCUGGACUUUAACGUUAAUUAUCCCAGCAAUGCUGAAAAAUUCAGUGUAAGUUCGAAGCCAUUUGACGUGCCGGGUCGGCCGAUCAAAGCAAAUGUACAAAGCAAAACUACAGCGGAGAUAUAUACAGGUGACGCAUUAGAUUUGACGCUUGAACUACAAGAUGAGCGCGACUGUCAAAUAAUAAAGAAUAUUACAUGGAGACAACAUACUUGGUCCGCUGAAGUCGGUAUGCUUGGAAGUUCGCCACACAGGAAUGUAACUGGUACAUGUAACACAUCUUUCGAUGCUAUGACUGGCGAAGCAAUAUUUUCAAAUUUGUCCUUUACUGGAUUUGGUGUAUACUACCUGCAAUUUAGCAUUGUCUCUAAUCCACCGGAAUAUAGCUUAACUCUAAACCACAGAGUGAUAAUAAAAAGCCCAGCUCUUUACAAUUCGACCAUAGAAGAGGUGUACGAAGUGAAGAUCAAACUCGACGAAAACUUUGAAGAUGUGUUACCGACCAUCGACAAACAAAAUGAGUUUGAGCAAGAGAUUUUGACUGAAUAUGCCAACAAAUGGACAAAUGUACAGUUACUAAAUGGGUCGGUUAACGAAGGGAGUAUUGUUGUCACAUUUGUAUUUGCUGGUUCAAAAUCGGCUAUGAACUCGACGCUGUAUGGUAUUUGCAGUGAAAUCUCUAAUGGAACACACUGCAACUUCGACAACGAAACAUUAGAAUUUGCACCUUAUAUGACUGUAAACGACUCGCUUUUCUAUGGCGUCAAAUGUGGGGAAAUCUCCAAGGACGACAGCGAUAAUGAUGUGGAUGAAUCGUUGACAUCACGUGAUGUUGUUCUGAUCACCAUGGCAAGUUUUGCAGUUGUAUUUCUUGUAGCAGUCCUUGUGGCUAUUUCUAUCUGGAGACAUCAUUUCAAGCCAAAGACACGUACAAAUGUUGCAGACUGGGCUCUAUCUCCUCAGUACAGCGACAACGGCCAAGAGAUGUCUGCUGAAGACGUUAUUGAUGAGAAAGAGGAAUUAGAGAGAAUUGAAUGUAGAAGUCCGCAGACUCCUGCAGCUACCGCCUUUGAUACUAAGAAACCGAGACAUACCUUUUCUCACUUUUUCCUACGAAUCAACUCGCCUGAACCAUUACAUCCUCCCGGAUAUACAACAGGGAAUGAACUAUAAACAAGUGUUAAUUUGCUGACUUUGAGCUAUGUACAUUUUCGUCAAUUGUAUCCGACAAGACGUAAAGACAUGAUUGCAUUAAUACCACGAAAUACGAAAAGAAUCAUUUUCUGACCAUUCAGUACCAAUUCAGUUUGAUAUAUAUUAAACAAUGUCAUGAUAGUCAUGAUUGCUCGUAGAUCAAUCUGCUUUUGUUAUAAACAUUAGAUAUGCUAUGUUUGGUUAUUUUACUUUAUUUCAUUUUAUUUUAUUGUUCUGACGCAGAAGGAGUAGCUUUAUAUUUACUUUAUCAAGUGUUUUACCUUAAAUUUGUACUUAUCUGUCUUUGCAUUUGCUUUUAUCUUUACAAUAACUUCUACCCAAAUUUCAUAUUAAUAUUAAUAAUUAUUCCUUUUGUUUAUUUUCAAAACGAUGGUGUACAUGUCGUACCCAGACAAAGAACUAUUAAUGUUUUGUUUUACUCAUAUGUUUUGGUUUUUGUAAAUGAAUAGAUUGAAUCUGUAGAGAACUACUCGUAUCGUCUGUUUUCAUUAGUUCAGGGGAUAAUUUUCUGUGUUUAACAAGUUUAUGGUAAUGUGUAUCGGUUUUUUUGUAUAUGUUCUGUUUUAUUUUGAAAGUAUAUAAACUUACUCAUUUAUGGACAUGUUAUUUCAAUUUCUCAACAAAUAAAACAAAAUUGGUCAUAGUGCUGAUGACUACAAAAUAUAUAUACAUCAGAAAAGGAACAAAAUGUCUUACCGAUUAUCAAUUUUAGAACGAGAUCUGCUUCUAGUUGUUUACUGUAUUUUUACACUGUUUCCUGUUUAAGGGAAUUAUCUCACAGAUUGUAAAAGCGAAAAGAUCUGUUUUGUGUUUAUAACCCUCUGUUGCUGCACAAUUCUCAAAAAUCUCUGACAAUGUCCCCGCAAGGAGGCAGCUUUGUAUAACACUCAUUCAGACUCAUGGGGGUAUGGGAUAAUCCCGAGCUGUACGACUUGUUCACAAACUGACGAUGGUUUAGGCAUUUUAUUCCUUUCAGUGACCUAUAUCUUCCAUUAAUCAUAAGCAUUAAACACAGCCGCCCAUUAAUUUUUGCCACGCCAGUAAGUAGCAAAAACAGCAAGUAAACAUAGACUUAAAUUCGUCAAAUUAAAGAGUUUUGAGUCAUUCUUAUUCAAUACUUUUUCCUAAGAACUUGUUAUACUUGGUCAAAAUUUCAACCAAUCCAGAAUGUAGGAAUAUACAUGCUGGGUAGACACAAAACAGUUGCUUUGCUGUGCUAACGAUAAUUUAACAACCAAGUAACUUAGUAGCUCAGAAACAAAGAACAGAACAAAUUGUAAAUUGCAUUUUCAGCAUUUUUACAAAUUACACUGAAGUGCCACAUUACCACGUCAACAUAUCUUUAGUUGAGUUUUUAAUCAUGUUCUUUAUAUAAUUUUAUAAAACUUAGUUUUUUUAAAUUUCAAUUAAAUGUCCUAACUAUUGCGUUGUAAGGUUGGCGGAAAAUCGAUUUUAAGUACCAUCUGUAAGUAAUUCCUCGAGCGUCAAAAACAUAAAGAUCUUUCUAUAUUUUCAUGUUUGCUUCUUCUACAUUGUCUGCAUACGUAACUUUGUGUGCAUGUCUAUCAUGCAUGC